AGAAUUCAUACGCUUUCUUGUCCACUUGCAUUUAUCAAAUCUUUCUUCUCUCACCAACUUCUUUCUCUUUCAACAAUGGAGGCUUUAGUGGCUUACCCUUGCUUCCUCUUUCUUUAAAGACACUCCCAUCUCACCAAUCUUUUGCAAAUUGUGAGUUUCUAGCCCCUCCUGAUUUUCCAAUGUUGUGAUCUUUUCUUCGUCUAUAUGCAUGGCCUUUCUUCUCAGGUUUUUCUCAACUUUUAUCUUCUUGUUGAUCUCAGUAUCGUGUCAGCCCAGUGAAAUCUUCUUUACUGGAUUUAAAGGUGUUGACACCAAUAUAACCUUGAGCGGAGUUGCAGAGAUUGGUAAAAAUGGUGUUCUUCGCUUAACUAACGAGACCAGUAGAUUAAUGGGUCAUGCUUUUUAUACUUCUCCAUUUCAGUUCAAAAACUCUAGUAAUGGCAAAGCUUUCUCUUUUUCAACCUCUUUCGCUUUCGUUGUAGUCCCUGAGUAUCCAAAACUUGGUGGCCAUGGCCUUGCUUUCGCAAUCUCAACUUCAAAGGAUCUAAAGGCUCUUCCCAGUCAGUAUCUGGGUCUUCUUAAUGCAAGUGAUUCUGGUAACUUCACAAAUCACCUUCUAGCUGUUGAAUUCGACACUGUUCAAGAUUUCGAGUUCGAAGACAUCAACGACAACCAUGUUGGCAUUGACAUCAACAGCUUGAAAUCUAACGCAUCUGCACCUGCAGCAUAUUACAGUGACGAUUUUUCAAAGCAGGAUCUUAACCUUAAGGGUGGAUACGCAAUCCAGGUUUGGAUUGAUUAUGAUUCAGUACAAAAUCUUCUCAAUGUGACUCUUUCGCCCACUUCCAAGAAAGCCAGAUUGCCAAUCUUGUCAUUUCCUAUUGAUCUCUCACCGAUAUUUAAAGAGCAUAUGUACGUUGGCUUUUCUUCUUCAACAGGUUUACUUGCUAGCUCACAUUAUAUCUUGGGCUGGAGCUUCAAGAUGAAUGGGCAAGCUAGAGCUUUGGAUCUUUCUUCUCUGCCUUCCCUUCCUGCUAGUCCCAAAGAGAAGCACAUGGGUUUAACAAUAGGUGUCUCAGUCUCAUCAGUUUUUCUUGCAAUUAUCGUAAUAUCAUUAGCUAUCUUCUACGUGAUUAAAAAAAUUAAGAACGCUGAUAUAAUAGAAGAUUGGGAGCUGGAAAUUGGGCCUCAUCGAUACUCUUAUCAAGAACUCAAGCAAGCAACCAAUCGUUUCGGCGAUAAAGAGUUGCUUGGACAUGGUGGUUUUGGCCAAGUUUAUAAAGGUACACUACCCGAUUCAAAGAUUCAAGUAGCAGUCAAGCGAAUUUCAAGAGAAUCUAAACAAGGCCUCCGAGAAUUCAUAUCAGAAAUCGCUAGUGUUGGUCGGCUUCGUCACCGAAAUCUGGUUCAAUUGUUGGGUUGGUGUCGGCGAAGAGAUGAUUUUCUUCUUGUUUAUGAUUAUAUGGCUAAUGGGAGUUUAGACAAGUUCUUGUUUGAUGAACCAAAAUUUAUUUUAAAUUGGGAACAGAGGUUCAAGAUUAUAAAGGAUGUUGCUUCUGGGCUUAUUUAUUUGCACGAAGGCUAUGAGCAGGUAGUGAUUCACAGAGAUGUUAAGGCCAGCAAUGUUCUGCUGGACAGUGAACUAAAUGGCAAACUUGGCGACUUUGGACUAGCAAGAUUAUACGAACACGGUUCGAAUCCUGGCACAACCAGGGUUGUGGGCACUUUGGGUUAUCUAGCACCAGAAUUGCCAAGAACAGGAAAGGCUACAGCAAGCUCAGAUGUGUAUGCAUUUGGUGCACUUUUGCUUGAGGUUGCUUGCGGGCGCAGGCCUAUCGAACCCAAGGCAUUGCCUGAAGAGAUGGUGCUGGUGGAUUUGGUGUGGGAAAGGUUCAGAGAAGGGAAAGUCCUUGAUGUGGUGGACCCUAGGCUAAAUGGGCAGUAUAAUGAAAGCGAAAUGGUGAUGGUACUAAAACUGGGACUUAUGUGCUCAAAUAAUGUGUCAAUAGCACGACCAACAAUGAGGCAACUGAUAUUGUUUUUGGAUGGAGAGUGUCAAUUGCCUGAAAGUUUGAGGACUCUGCACGGGGCAGCAUGUGCUGAUGUAGAGAAAGACAUCAUCGAUGCGUUUGAUGAUUUUGGGGUAAAUUACUCGUUAGUCCUCAGCUCAGAUGUUUCUACCACGACCAUCCCUGGAUUUUAAUUUGUGUGAUAAAAAUAUUUAAAUAUUAAUUAAUGUAUGACUAAAAUUAUUAAUUCAUAGGUUAAAUUGUGAUUAAAUUUGACUCAA
Hevea brasiliensis (rubber tree) is the source of this 2290-nucleotide messenger RNA. Its product is annotated as L-type lectin-domain containing receptor kinase S.4. The transcript has a single exon. Gene Ontology annotation, biological process: protein phosphorylation. The coding region runs from base 209 to 2203 and encodes 664 amino acids. Lineage: Eukaryota; Viridiplantae; Streptophyta; Magnoliopsida; Malpighiales; Euphorbiaceae. Gene Ontology annotation, cellular component: plasma membrane. Gene Ontology annotation, molecular function: carbohydrate binding; protein kinase activity; ATP binding. The record is from RefSeq and is a predicted model, not a curated record.